AUGGCGACGCCCACGAUAGCGGCAGCUUUGGAGGAAGCUGGCAAGGCCCCGGACGCUGCACAGUACUCGGCCAUCCUCGAAAGCAUCAAGUCGGUCUCCAACCCAGACAAUGUGGCCGCCGACCUAACAGCCUUCAUCGACGCCGUCCUCGCCGGUAACCUCGGCGUGGUCAAUACGCGCACCCUCGUCACCGACUUCAUCGCCGCCCUCCGCGCCCUCGCGAACCACGACCUCUGGAUCCAAGUCGGCCACCACGCGGUGCGGGCCAUCCCCAACGCGACCCUCUCCUCCUCCCUGAUCGAGCAGUCGGCAGCACUGCGCGAGCUCGUGGCAACGGCGCACGAGGCGCACGAGGACUUCGUGGACGCGGCGAAGCUGCUGGCGGCGAUCGACCUGGACAGCUCGCAGCGGCGGGUCGGGGACGCGGAGAAGGCGGCGAUCUGGGUGCGGAUCGUGCGCAACUACCUCGAGGUCGACGACAGCACGACGGCCGAGACGUACCUCAACAAGCUCAAGAACGUCAUGCACGACGUCGCCGACCCGGAGCUGAACCUGCACUUCCGCCUCUCGGCGGCGCGCAUCCAGGACUCCAACCGCCAGUUCCUCCAGGCCGCCAAGAGCUACCACGACAUCAGCUUCUCGCCCGCCAUCGCCGAGGACGAGCGCCUGCACACCCUGGCCAUGGCCAUCAAGUGCGGGAUUCUGGCCCCCGCGGGCCCGCUGCGCAGCCGCGCGCUCGGCCAGCUGUACAAAGAUGACCGGUCGACCGGCCUGGAGGAGCACGGCAUCCUCGAGAAGAUGUUCUUCGACCGGCUGCUGACCACGGCCGAGGUGGACAAGUUCGCGCAGGACCUCGCCCCGCACCAGCUCGCCAAGACGUCGGACGGGUCGACAGUGCUGGCCAAAGCGGUGGUGGAGCACAACUUGUUGAGUGCGAGUCGGCUGUAUAGCAAUAUCGGGUUUGAUGAGCUGGGCUUGUUGCUCGGGCUGGACGGGAAAAGGGCGGAGGAUACUACGGCCAAGAUGAUCCAGCAGGGGCGGUUGGCCGGUUCGAUCGACCAGAUCGACAGGAUUAUAUGGUUUGAGGGCGGGGACGCGUCGGGGGAGAAGGGCAGCGGGCGGGCGGAGGCGCCGGUGGGCAAGGAGAUGCGGCGCUGGGAUGCCAACGUGCAGGCGCUGGCUGAGGAUGUGGAGCGGUUGACGGACGCGCUGCAGGCCGAGUUUCCAGAGUUCGUGGCGGCUCAGAUCGCGGUAUGA
Molecule: messenger RNA, 1257 nt
Organism: Chaetomium fimeti
Lineage: Eukaryota; Fungi; Ascomycota; Sordariomycetes; Sordariales; Chaetomiaceae
Exons: 1
Coding region: 1-1257 (418 amino acids)
Cellular component (GO): COP9 signalosome; cytosol
Source: RefSeq, a predicted model, not a curated record